UACCUAAACCCUCCCUUCCUUCCACUCGUCCCUCUUCUACUACCAUGGGGCCCCCACCACCACCACCACCACCUAUUAGGAGAUCUCCAGAACAGAUCAAUCCUUUUCCUUUCAGUUUUAACCUUCCCUAUCCAUUACUGCUUCCUAUCCCUAUUCCUAUUCCUAUCCCUAUCCCUGUACCAAUGAGCUUCUUCUUUAACACGGAGACAAGGGUGAAAGAAGAACCCCUCGUGGAGCCAAACUGCACCGGGAGUGGACGGAAACGGAAAAACUCUGAUAUCCCGGAAAAGGAAACUAAACCGGAAACACGUGGAACUGAGGUUGAAAACAAAAUGGCAAGAGUUACCCAGAUAAAAAGUGAAAAUGUAGAGAGCAAUGGAGAUAUUUUUCAAUUUCCAGACAGAUCUGAGCAACUCAGAUACACGUCACCCUCUCCAGACCAACUCAGAUAUAUUGCACCUUCUCCAGACCAAUCCAAAGACAGCAAGCAACAGCUAACAUACACACUAAAACAACCACCUCCAAUUGUCGUGAAGAAAACAGUUCUACAAAAGUCCGCAAGCAGUGUUUUCGCGGUCAAAUCUCAGCCUCAAAUUACCGCUUUGGAAAAACGAACGGCGGGUCAACCUCAGCUGGUAUCCGCCGUUUCUGAUAAAGCGGCGGUUACAGCAAGUGAACCACAGCUGUCACCUCCUGAUAAACUUACAACAACAACAACAUCCCCUCAGUUGAUGACAGCUGAAGAUCUGGAGAGACGUAAACGACGGGCUCUGAUAAUGGAUAGAUAGAUAGAAACUAAAUAGAUAGAUGGAUAAUAGAGUGUAGAUGGAUAAUAGAGUGUAGAUGGAUAAUGAAGAGGACGGAUAGUGGUUAAAAAGAAGGAUAAUGAAUAAUGGAUAGAUAGAUGGAUGAUGGAGUAAGGAUGGAUAAAGUAUAGGACGGAUAAUGGAGAAAUGAUAAUGAAAAGAUGAGACGACUAAAACAGUUGACAACAUCUUAAGAAUUAAACAAGGAAAAAACAAUCAUCACAUUUUAAAUAAAUUGUGCGGCUUGAUGUGUUGCAUAAAGCAAAGUUCAAACUUUGCUAGAUUAUUUAUAAUCUAAACUUGGAGUGCCUUCUUUUUUAUCCAAAUCAGAUAUAUUUUAUCUUCCAUAAAAUUCUUCUCUAAUAACACUACAAAAAUGCAAAAUAAAUAUGUUUGCCAAGUUGAUAAUGAUUUUUUCUAUUGAUGAUUAAAAAUGUGUGAAUCCAUAUGUAAUCGGCAUAAUAAGAUUUUGUAAUAUUUUUGUACAUGGCGUACAGAAAAUGUUCCUUUUGUAUCUUCUAGUCAUAAUAUCUGUGAAAACAAAAAAGAAAAAAAAUUUACAACCAACAUUUCUAACCUUUAAGAUUCAAGAUUAAGUACAGGGAGACCCAAUAAACAUAAGAUUUUAAUAGACAAUGUUUAUGAGACUACCUAGUGUACAA
This is a messenger RNA of Eurytemora carolleeae, 1468 nucleotides long. RefSeq lists its product as uncharacterized. The record is from RefSeq and is a predicted model, not a curated record. Bases 45 to 788 code for a protein of 247 amino acids. Lineage: Eukaryota; Metazoa; Arthropoda; Copepoda; Calanoida; Temoridae. The transcript is spliced from 2 exons.